Microstroma glucosiphilum is the source of this 1128-nucleotide messenger RNA. RefSeq lists its product as hypothetical. NCBI's taxonomy places the organism in Eukaryota, Fungi, Basidiomycota, Exobasidiomycetes, Microstromatales, Microstromataceae. The transcript has a single exon. Bases 1 to 897 code for a protein of 298 amino acids. The record is from RefSeq and is a predicted model, not a curated record. Gene Ontology annotation, biological process: regulation of lipid metabolic process. Gene Ontology annotation, cellular component: mitochondrion.
AUGGCAACGGUCAAGAUCGUCACCUUGCUCGUCCGCACCCUCGCCAAGCCCAUUGCGACGCAGCUCCGCACCCAGGCAGCCCAGCAUGACUCCUUUCGCAGGGUAUGCAUCGGAAUCGCCCAGAGGCUACACAGGGUCGAGAUGACACUACGGUGGGGAUUGGUGCCCAAGGCGCCUCAGAGGGAGAACCACAACGAUGGCAAAGGUGAUGGUGGAGAGGGUGGAGAAGGCGGGGAGAAGGGUGGUGGAGAAGCACAUCACCACGCCUCGACUAUAUCUCGGCCUAAAGUGCGGCCGCUGAACGAGGCAAAGGCCGUGGCUAACGGCGCCGUCUUCCUCUCUGAAGCGUUUCUCUUCAUCAUUGCUGCUGGUCUCAUCCUAGGGGAGAGCUUGAGAAGCAGCGCAAAGAGUAGACAACAGAGGAAUCGCACAGAGGAGAGGACAGAAGAGGUGGCUAGGGCCGUGGAGGCGCUAGGUCGUAGGCUCGGGGUGGAUACGGGCUUGGCAUUAGAGGAGCCAACGGAGCAGGAGGGAGCUAGUGGUGCAGUAGAGGAAGCAGGCUUAGAGACAGAGCCUCACACAAGAACAUCGGUGCGGUCUCGCGAAGAAGACGAGGCAGUGCGGCUUCGCAAAGCAGUAGACGUCCUUCUACGCAUGGCCAUCAAUGGCGGGCUAAUUCAGGGUCAGGACGCUCUGGACCUCAAUGGUAUCAUGCAAGGCAACGAUACGCCAUCGAAUCCACAGCCAGAAGGUCAGGCACAGGGCGAACCUGUCAAGCCUGGUCAGACGGCGGCGACGCCGAUCACUUCCUCGACGCCUCCUUCGCCGAUCCUGCAGCAGCUGGCUGCCCAUCGGGCGAAGCAGCUUGCGGAGCUGUCGAGGAUACAAGCUUCAUGAGAGGAUGCACAGACGGGCAAUUGCCUCCACGGACCGUCAUUAAGAGCGUCAGCAUAUCUCGCAGCAGGAGCAUCUCGUGUCACCUACACCCGCACCUUCCCUCACCACUUAUGCACAGUAGUCAUCCAGUCACUCAGACCCAUCAUGGCCUCAUUUCAGUCUCCUCAAUUCAUACCAGCAGCUCUAAGCAGGCAAAAGCAAUGCAAUCAUCACAGCUCUCCCAUCACUCUU